Tribolium castaneum (red flour beetle) is the source of this 3704-nucleotide messenger RNA. RefSeq lists its product as uncharacterized. Bases 80 to 697 code for a protein of 205 amino acids. Gene Ontology annotation, cellular component: extracellular region. Gene Ontology annotation, molecular function: growth factor activity; Toll binding. The record is from RefSeq and is a predicted model, not a curated record. The transcript has 6 exons. NCBI's taxonomy places the organism in Eukaryota, Metazoa, Arthropoda, Insecta, Coleoptera, Tenebrionidae. Gene Ontology annotation, biological process: innate immune response; central nervous system formation.
UAACUCUUAAUCUUUUGCUGUUAGUGUCAGAUGUACCUGUUCAGAAGACAGUACACAACCUUCAGUGGCAGUGGAAGAAAUGUGGGUUUUUGUGUUGGUUUUUGCCGUUUUCAAAGAGUUGGGCAUUCAAGCCAUGUCAUUUAAUCCAGCCAAGAUGGAUGAUCGCAAGGGUUUGACCUUUCCGGAUUCGAGUGAAAUUGGGGGUGAUUUUUUGUACGAGACGGUGGUCCCCAACUGCCAAAAUCACACGUACUGUGAACACUUGGACCGCUACCCUAAAGAACUAUUUUCCAAAAUAUUAAAAAGCCGCGAAAAGGAGUUUUCUCGGUACUUUCAGAGUAUGGCAGUAAUAGAGCCCAUUAUGAGUAGGAACCAAGACACUUCCUGUAUUUGUGCAUCACGCAAAAGUAUUAUAUACUCAAAAGCGGCAUAUAAUAUAAAAAAUAAUCUGAAAUUUAUCUACAACUUCGAUGGAUACAAACAAGGAGUGUCCGUAGAGGUCUGCGUGAUAAAAAAUCAAAUGUGCAAAUUUUACGAGAAGGUUAGAAAGUUAAAAACAAGGUGUCGACAAAAGUUCGUCGAAAAAUUGUUACUGACGGCUGAUGAAAAUGGAAGACCGUACGCUGAUAGGUACAGAUUUCCAUCAGCUUGUGUCUGUUCGUACAAGAUAAUUAGCUCUAAUGUGUUUUUUACUUAAAGUUGGGGUAAGUUUCGUAAUUUAAAUUUUGUUUCACCUACUAACUCAUUUUUAGUAACUGCAGAGUAAUACAUUUACUUUGUGGAGAAGUGAACUGAGACGAUUUUAUCCCUGUAAUUAUCGCAGUAUUAGGUGGAAGAAAACGAUAGGUAUUAAUCACAAUUUAGUGAAUCCCAGCUAAUAAUUCUUGAAAAGUAAUUACGUGUGAUUUGUGUGAUUAUGACGAAUUGUAGGUACGUAAGUUAUUGUGGACUAAUGUGUGUUUUUAUAAUUAAAUUUUAGCAAUUUUAGUCCGGACGUUAGUCAAGUUUUUAUUUAUUGUUACAAGCUUUACCAGUGUCUGAAACUGUUUAAGCAUUUUAUGAAAUAUUAUGUUAGAACUAGCUUAAGCAUUAAAAAUGUACAAACAGACGAAAAGUAUUGUAGUAUUGUAAAUUUAUGUGUACUAUAAACUGUAAUUAAUAAAGCUGUUGAUGUUCGAAUGAACUUAUUUUAUGUGGGAAAAUGAAUAAAAUUUGUUGCAAACAGGAAAGCUAUUAAUAACUGAAACUUAAAUGAAUUUCCUUCAGUUUUGUUUGAGGAACGGUGUGGUCUGAUGUGCGUCCGUGAUGCUGAGUUAUUUGUAUUUGAAAUAAGAAGCCUCUAAUUUAAUAGUAAUAGGUGAGUUGGUUAAAUUCAACCAAAACGUAGUGUGGGCUCUUCUUGCACCUUUAUUGUAACAAAAAAAUUCCACAUAUCUCACUCUUAAUACUUUAAUUAAUUGCUGUUGUGGCACAAACCAAUUGUUAGAUAUAGUAUUUAAAUAAUGCUUGAGGAAAUAAGAAUUUUGUUAAAUUUUGUCCUGCAACGGUUUGUUAAAUCUUACAUUGUGCGUGCAGAAAUCUUCAAGUCGUAAAAACGAUCUUAUGUUGAUUUAAAGAGUUUAUAGCUGCAAAAUAUACAUUUCUUCGAUUUAUUGCUUGACUUGUUAUUUCUGGAGGAAAGUGACGGCAAAAGCAAAUAGCAUUGAUACAAACCAUUUUUUAUUUGUUAACAGAUUCAAGUUUGGUACAAGCUUGGGUGUAAAAUAAAUUUUUCUAUAAGUUUAGUAGUAAAUUAAUUAACUAGUGGCAUACUAAAACCAAAUAAAUACGGUUAUUUAUUAUGUAUUGCUUUUAUUUUAACAAAACCUAAAGCAAUUUCAGUUACAACUUUAAAUACUUUAUUCGCGGUAAAUAUUAUAUUAAAUCAACAGGUGUAAUAAAAUCGCUGAAUUUGAAUGAACCAUUGUUUUUGAUGUUGCUGUUGCAGACUGUUUAUUGAAUGUUACUUUGAAGUAAUUACAUAAAUUAGAUUCAUUGGGCAUUAAUUAUAUGAUAUUUGAAUGGACACUAAUUAAAUUCACUGAGUCAGUAUAGGGAGAAUAAAAACGUUUCUGAAAUAUUUGUCUGAAUGAAAUUAAAUCGAUUAAAUAUUUGCGUAUCAAUCAAGCCAGGGAUCGCGUUUAUUUUUAAGGAGUUUUAAAAAUUCUGAUGCAUCUUCUCUGUUAUGCUUUACACAGUUUCGUGGAUCUUCCUUGAAGGAGAUUGAUGUGGCCAGUGAAAUCCAUCUCUGCGUCACUUCUUAGCGCAAACCCUUUACAAUUUGUUGGAAGUUAAACUGAUCCUGCAAGCUACAGAUACCUCCCUUGAAUAACUUUAGGAAAAUGCGACUUUCUCUCAGAUUUUCUUUAAUUAGCAGAUUACAUAGUUUAUGAACGUGAUGUAAUCAUGGCCAGAAGUUCCAACAGUGGAGCCGUUCCAUCUAUAAUUAUGUAAAAUCGAUGCUUUGGGAUGAUUACCAACUCUAGGGUACCUUAAAUGGCAUUGUUAGAGCGAAAAAGCGGUUAAUUGCUUUUAAAUGAAACCGUAAAAGGAGGAAAAAUGUUCCUGGCCCUAAAGACAGGUUUAAACGCGGCAUAAAACUUGAAUGAACGUUACUUAAAUAUUUACCAAAUGCAUUCUAAUUUCAUUUGAAUUUUUAAAUAUUUACUCCGAAUUUCAAAACUAUAUUUUUCUUGUGGCGAUAGGUAAGUUAUCCAGAUGCUCGUUAUAAACAAAAUCUGUGUCAUAUUCGUUUUAUAGCCAUCCUACUAACAUUCAUUGUUAAAAUAUUGUUUCAGUUUGAAUAGGUACAGCUGUAAUUGUAGUCGAGUUUUGGUAAACAAAAUGAGCAAAGUAAACACGCAGUUUUUAUUUAAAAAAUGCUGUAAAAAUAAAAUCGCAAUUUAUUCCUGGAUUAAGUGCUCAGUAUUUUUAGAUACUCCGAUAAUAAUAUAACUAAAUCAACUUUCUAAGUAGAUAACGAAUGGGGGGACAACACAACACAACCUUGACCUUGAGUUUGACCCCGCCCAUUUUCCCUCUCUUUCUUUCAAGGUCACUCGUUCUCUCUCUUUCUUACUUUUUCAAGGCCAACCCCUCCACUUCCCCCCACCACUUCAAGGCCAAGGCAUUAUUGGACCUUGAUGUUUUCAAGGUCAAGGCCAUUCAUGUUACUCCCCACUUUUGCAAGGCCAACAACUCCUCACUCAUUCAAGAUGAAUCGCGCAAUUGUCCUUACUCAUUUUCCACCCCAAACUGUAUAAAAGUUAAUGUGUUGUGUUGUGUAACACAGUUCUUGUGUAUAUCUACAAUAACAAGCAAUUCUUAAAAAAUGGAACCCAUCAGAAAAAGUUCUAUUUUUAAUACUCCUGAGGAUAUCAUAGUUUGUCCAUACGACAAAAACCACAUUCUUCUUUGGUUUCGGCUCGAAAGGCACAUUUGGAAGUGCCAUCGGGCCGAUAAAGAAAAGCAAAGGGCCUCAAGUAAAGUGAUGGUGCAAGAAGAAGAGGAGAACUGGGAUCAUUUUAAUGAGCCCAGCUACCUCGACUUCCUGAGGAGUAAAAAGAAUCAUAAUGCCUUAAAUUAAAGAAGGCCGGGGUUCUUUCGUAGAGAAUAGUGUAGUUUAGCUAAGUAGUAGUCGUAGUAAAAUAUAAAUAUUAUAUUAU